AUGGCACUGGAUGUUCGAGAUCGCGGAACCAUCGGUUGCGCGUACUAUAUUGCGAGGGAGGAGAGACUCUUCUGUCUGGAAGACGUGCCGAAUGGUGGAGUCGAAGUAUCGGAGAAGCUCAAGCUUGAUGUGCAUCCAACUGUCAUUCUUGUCUCGACCAGACACGAAGCCCUGUCAGAGACGCUCAGCCGACCCCAAGCCGUCCACGAAGGCUCGCUCCUCGAUUACAAUUCUCAAACCCGACCCACUCCAUAUAAAGUUGACCUGAGACCAAAUCCAGAGUUCAAUUACGAAGGAGCAUUGGACAAGCUGAGCCGCCUCGGCACGCUGCACGCUGAUACUUCUGUCCAGUUCCUCGCCCCUGGCGACGACGAUACCUUCGAAGGGACUCCUGGAACCCCAGAUUUCGGUCUCUCAAGCAGACAAGGGGCUCUGAUUCAGGUGUCUGCCUGGCUAGACCUCGACAGCAAAGUCAGCAUCGGCUGCUUAGGGGCCGUAAUUGGCUAUCUGCGACGCCGAAGAUCUUCAGAGUAUUUGCAGCACGAUCCAGACGCUCAAUUUGCCCAUCGGAUAUCUUGUCUGGAAAUGUUCACCCUGAAAAACACCAUGUUCGUCAAUGCCGAUACGCUUUCGUCACUCCAGAUCAUCAUGCCUGAGACACAUCCAAAUGCGUUUAAUCAAGGUCCAGGGACAACGGGAUCGAAGGAGUCACUCUCACUUUUGGGUCUCUUCGUAGCGCUGGCCAAAACGCCACAAGGCAAGGCACGGCUCCGGCGGCUCUUUCUCAGACCAUCUAUGGAUAUAGACGAAAUCAACUCACGUCUCGACUUCGUCUCAAUCUUCGCCCGGGCGGACAAUCAGACUAUUUCUAUCAAGCUAAGUAAGAGCCUCAGCAAGAUCAAGAACCUAAGGAACGUCAUGACGAUGCUCCAUAAAGGUAUCGAGGCUGGCAACAAGCAAGGCGGUUUCAAGAGUGGAGUCUGGUCAACUCUCUUGGAGUUUUGUUACUAUACAAUCAGCAUCGUCGAAGAUUUGCGCGAAGUCAUCGGAGGCGAGCAGUUAACUCUUUGCGCUCGAGCUGCUGAGGUGUUGGACCGCUUCCAGCUACAACGAAUUGGCAGAAUGGUCCACGAUGUUGUUGACCUCGAGCUAUCCCAAGAGCAGCGUCGGACAGUUGCCAAACGUGGCAUCGAUGACGCUCUUGACCAGAUCAAAGACGUCUAUGAUGGUAUGGACGACUUACUGUCGCGUGUCGCUCGAGAUGUCGCCCAAACCAUGCCUCCAGAAUUGGACUGUCAAAUUAAUGUCAUCUUCUUCCCUCAACUUGGUUUCCAUAUCACCGUACCGCUUGACGAGGUCACGGGAUACCCUGUCUGGACCGGAGACGGAACCUGGGAGCGAAUGUUCACCACCAAGAAUGUCGUGUACUUCAAGGAGGCGAAGAUGAGACAGAUGGACGCGGAGCUGGGCGAUCUUUGGGCUGGUAUAUGUGAUGCAGAGAUCGAGAUUGUCCACGAUCUGGCUCAGAGAGUGCUACAGGACGAGAAACUUCUGGUCACCGCGUCCGAUCUGUGCGGCGAACUGGACUGUUUGCUGGCACUUGCCCAUGGAGCUGUACAAUACAAUCUCACCAGGCCAAAAAUCGUGGAAGACAGUCGGAUCGAGGUCCGAGGUGGUCGCCAUCUACUCCAGGAAAUGGUAGUAUCCUCAUAUGUCACCAACGACACUAGUCUUGGUGGUGAUCGAAGCCCAAACGUGCUCAUUCUCACAGGACCCAACUACUCCGGCAAAUCUGUCUAUCAAAACCAGGUCGCCAUCAUUGUAUACAUGGCACAGAUCGGCAGCUUCGUGCCCGCUGAUUACUGCACUCUCGGCCUUACAGACAAGAUUUUUACCCGUAUUACCACUACCGAAACCGUAUCCAAGGCACACUCUGCUUUCAUGAUCGACCUUCAGCAAAUCGCCCUCGCUCUCAACACAUGUACGCGGCGUAGCCUGCUGAUCAUCGACGAAUUCGGGAAAGGCACUGACAGCGCAGAUGGCGCAGGCCUUGCCGCUGGCGUGCUACAGCAUCUCCUUGAACUUGGCCAUAAUGGCCCGAUGGUCCUUUUCGCCACCCACCUCCACGAGAUAUUCGAGCUAGGGUUGUUUAUAGAAGAGCCGGGCCUCGCGCACGUCCACAUGAAAGUCUACAUUGAUGAACGCACCAAUGGCAAAAGCCGGCUUGGCGAGAUGCAUGAGCAGGUUACGUAUAUGUAUGAGCUGCGGGCCGGACGCAGCAUGCUCAGCUACGGCGCUCAGUGUGCAGCGAUGAAUGGUGUGCCGAGGCAGGCGGUUGAGCGGGCGGUGUGUUUGGCCGAGAGCAUAGCGAAAGGCGAGGACCUUGUGGUGUCAUGCUCUGGAGUCGGGGCAGCGGAGAUGGAGGACUUGGAACUAGCAGAGCAAGUGUGCAGGCGGUUCCUUGGUGAGGACCUGGGAGAAGCGGUUGAGUUGGUGGACGAACAGGAGGGAUGGAGGGGCAUCUUGGAAGCGGUAUUAGACAUGGAUGCUGAUGAGACGAGCAUGGAUUCUGGAACUGGCAUCUGGCAGGAUGGAAAAGAUGGGAGUGGCGAUACGUCGUUGAUGAAAGAGAUGGGCUCCUCCUGA
Molecule: messenger RNA, 2646 nt
Organism: Cyphellophora europaea CBS 101466
Lineage: Eukaryota; Fungi; Ascomycota; Eurotiomycetes; Chaetothyriales; Cyphellophoraceae
Exons: 3
Coding region: 1-2646 (881 amino acids)
Biological process (GO): mismatch repair; chiasma assembly
Cellular component (GO): nucleus
Molecular function (GO): mismatched DNA binding; ATP-dependent DNA damage sensor activity; ATP binding
Source: RefSeq, a predicted model, not a curated record